UCCCAGUACUUCAGAUCCAGGAAUCAACCUUCAGAGCCUUUUCUUGGUGUAUGACAUUCAUCCUGGUGACACUCAAGUAGCACGUUGGUGAAGGACAGCAGGGGAACAUCUAUAUUUGUUCCAUUGCUCAUCGCUGGAGUGUCCCUAUCUGAGCAAAGAGGCCGUCUAGGGUUACGGCAAUAAGUCUUCCAACUGCAGUCAUAGAAGAGUGGCAGGGAGUUGCUUUCGUAUGAAUUAAUUUUUACUAGGGGAAAUGAAUAUGAAGUUUGAUGCCAUCUGAGCUAUCAGAAGAAUUUAUGACAUCUUAACAUAGAAGGAUUCAGAUUCAUCAUCUCAUAAGCCUCACUGAGGAUACCAAUGUCAUCCAGAUCUGCUAGCACAAGGGAGUAUGAAACUAGUGGCCAGUCACCUAGUCGUUCAGCUUCCCCACCAGUCCCAAACUCUAGUGACACUGAGGCAGAAGGGUUGAUAUUUUAUCACAUGGAUCUUUAUGGAUCAGAGGAGAGGUUUGAUAUCUUUCCUGAAGAGCUAUCUGGUCAAAGAGAUAGAUCUCUGUGGGAUACCAGAAAGGAAUCUACAUUGAGUAGUGAAAAAAAUCAGCGCUCACAUGAAGCUGGGUAUGACUUGGAAAAGGAGGUUGCAGAGUUGGCUAAGAUGUACGGACUUGAUGAGGAUAGAGAAAAAGAGCUUGAACUUCUCAGAGGACAUGUGGAGAGCAGACGGCCACCUGCUCGCACAGGAAAAGCAGAAUCACAAGGCUCCGUAUAUAAUGCAUCAAAAAGCAGCUCUACAGUGAAAGAUCAAAGUCAAAGCACAAAGCAACAGGUACUUCCUAACGAUGCUGCUCAAGAUGAAGAUCAGAGCAAAGCUAGAGUAGAAGAUGAGGCUGGGAGCCAUACAGGGUCCAGGGAGGGGCUUAGCAGUGGUGGCAUGUCGGAUGAGUGGAGCAGUCAGGCUGUCAGCGAGGAGGAGGAAGGGAUGGAUGUUUUUUGUUCUACCUGCAAGAUACCAAUCCGAGCUUUUGACAAACUGUUUGGUGAGCACAAGGAUCAUGAGGUGGCUCAGCUACCCCGUGCCUUGGAAAGUGAAAAGGAGGAGAUUCAUAAAAACAUGUGCAAGCUGGAAGAGCAAAUUGCUCAAAUGGAAAACUUUGCCAGUCACCUGGAGGAAAUCUUCAUCACUGUAGAGGAAAACUUUGGGAGGCAGGAGCAGAACUUCGAGGUGCAUUACAACGACGCAGUGCAAGUGCUUGCUCAGAAGUACGAAGAACAGUUGGAAGCACUGGGAGAAGAGAAGAGGCAGAAGCUGGAAGCUUUAUAUGGGCAGCUGGUCAGUUGUGGGGAACAACUCGACACCUGUAAGGAGCUGACAGACGUAACCCAGGAGCUUUACCUGGAAAAUGAUAAAGCCAAUUUUAUGAAGGCAGCACUACCCGUGGUUGACAGACUGGAAGAAUUCUUAAAGAAAGAAGUGGAUUUGAAGCUUUCAACACUGCCAGACUUUGAAGAGCGGGUCAUAGAUGUCUCUGAAGUUGAACAACUAAUGAACUCCAUUAAUACUAUUCCAGCCCCUUGUGCCCCUGUGAUCAAUCCCCAGGCUCCCAAUGCAGCAACUGGCACCUCACUGAAAGUCUGCUGGGGCCUCUUCUCAGAUGACACCAUCGAGAGCUACCAACUGUGCUAUAAACCAGUGAGCAACGAGAGGCGCAGUGACGAACAAGCAGAGCAUACAGUAAAAGUCAAAGAAACUUACUGCACAAUUACUAAUCUGUUGCCGAAUACACAGUAUGAAUUUUGGGUCAGUGCCUUAAAUGCCUCUGGUAUCAGUCCACCAAGUGAAAAAGCAGUUUAUGUAACAGCUCCUUCACCACCUACCAUAAUGAGUAAAAAGAUCCGAAGCUGUGAAAACGCAGCACUGGUGUGCUGGGAAUCCAGAGACAUUAACCCUGUUGAUUCCUACAUGGUUGAAUUGUCCAAGAUGAUCGGUGAAGAAAGUGGCAAUACUGUUACUGAAUCUAUUGUUGGGAUUCCUAACUGCGAAGUCCUAAUUCACCUCCAGCCAAGACAAAGCUAUCGCAUCUGUGUUCGAGCCCUAAAUCUGGGUGGUUCCAGUGAAAGAAGUGAACCUGUCCUGAUACACACCACAGGCACAUACUUCUGCCUUAAUGAGGACACAGCCCACCCUUUACUAGCGAUUCUAGAUGAUGGAUUUACAAUUGCAUGCGAUGAACUGGAAAACCCAGAGUGUGAUCUGCCUGUCUACGAUAACAGCUUUACAAGGUCUAUUGGGAUCCUGGGCAGUCUGAUCCCAUUUCCAGGAAAGCAUUACUGGGAGGUGGAAGUUGAGGAAGACACAGAGUACAGAAUUGGUGUGGCUUUUGAAAACACUCCAAGGCAUGGUUAUCUGGGGGCAAACAACUCAUCCUGGUGCAUGAGGCACAUCAUCACACCAUCGAGGCACAAGUAUGAAUUCCUGCACAGUGGGAUGACACCAGACAUCAGAAUUACAAUCCCCCCCCAAAGGAUUGGCAUCCUGCUGGACUAUGAGAACUGCAGACUGUCAUUCUUCAAUGCAGAUAUUGCCCAGCACCUUUACACAUUCAAUUCACACUUCCAGCAUUACGUCCACCCCUGCUUUGCUUUGGAAACACCUGGUAUCCUACGGAUACAUACUGGAAUUGCAAAACCCCUGUGGACUGCCCUCCCAUGAUCUGUGUUCUGCAGCUGCCACAUCUACAGGUUAACUUGCAUUGAGCAACACCUUUCAGGAUUAAAUGCUCCAUCACACUCCCCGUGAAUCAGCUCUCCUUCAAGGAGAACAAAGCAACCCUAACCCAAAACAGCUGCCAGACCCAAGCCUUUAGGACACUCUGUCCUCUUAUGCAAGAUCUUGGCAGAAAACCAUUAUGGUCACAAGAUUCAUCAGCAUCCCAGAAUUCUCCAGCUUGAAAUGGGUACCAUGCUUCCCAGAUGUGACAGUCACCCAGCAGCAGUGGUAGCUGGAUCACUGGUACCCUCAGUAUCCGUUUGACACCUAUAGAACUCCUCUGUUCCAGAGCAAUCACCAAUUGCACUCUUGUAUCUGCUGAAGAACCAAACAUUCAAAGAAAAACAAAACCAGCAAAAGGCAUAAUCACUGUACACCUGCUAGACAGAGCUGAAAACACUCCAACCAUGAUGCUGAUCUCACAAUCAAAUAUUCUUUUUGCUACAUGAAGUCUGCGACACAAGAUAAUCAAAUAUGCCUCCCUUGUGUGUGAACUGUUAGUGCCUACCACACACUUUUUUAAAUACCCAAGCCUCCACUACAGUCUCAAAUAUUAAAAGACAUUUUUGUAGAA
Molecule: messenger RNA, 3340 nt
Organism: Cuculus canorus (common cuckoo)
Lineage: Eukaryota; Metazoa; Chordata; Aves; Cuculiformes; Cuculidae
Gene: FSD2
Product: fibronectin type III and SPRY domain containing 2
Exons: 13
Coding region: 358-2709 (783 amino acids)
Molecular function (GO): protein binding
Source: RefSeq, a predicted model, not a curated record